Molecule: messenger RNA, 12100 nt
Organism: Nerophis lumbriciformis (worm pipefish)
Lineage: Eukaryota; Metazoa; Chordata; Actinopteri; Syngnathiformes; Syngnathidae
Gene: hspg2
Product: heparan sulfate proteoglycan 2
Cellular component (GO): neuron projection
Molecular function (GO): calcium ion binding; protein binding
Source: RefSeq, a predicted model, not a curated record
UCUGGGAGAGUGGGCGUAAUUUGGGCGUAGGCUUGGCUCCAGCUCUCAGCCUGGCGCAGCUGAUCCCAGCACCCUAAUCACUCACCUGCCUGCCAUCAACUCAUCACCUGCAGCCCAGAAAUGUUUGGACUUCACUCGGUGUGAUCGCCAGAUCGUUCACCUUUCUACAUGUGAGAGGAUCUCUGGCGCUCCCUGAAAUCCAGUCCGCCUUUUCCUUUGGCGGCAGUGCUCUUACGUCCCACACAGGACUUGGUUGGCCGCAGCCUGAAGAGUGGCAGCAUUCAUCCAGCAGCCUCUUCACGGCAGUAGCGCACUCUUCUGAAGCGAAUCUUUGCCUUUUUUUUUUUUUUUUUUUUUUUUUUUUUUUUUUUUUGGGGCGCUCUCCUAUUUUUCCCUCCACCUGUUGAUGACGUCCGGACGGGCGCCGGGACGCAGGGCACAGCAGUGAUUUGUUCCCGGGAAGUAUCGCCAACGGGAGUCCGGUCCUGCAAAGAAGGACUUUUUUGUUGUGUUUUUUUUUUUCGUCUCAGCGGACUUGGAGGGGGAAAAAAAGGAAAAAAAAUGUGCUCUCGGAUUUUCGGAUUCUUGCUCGCUUCGCUCCUCUCAUGCCAGCUGCUGACUGUGACGCGAGCCUCCAAGGUGUGGGGGGAGGUCCCUCCGCCAGACGACUCCGUGGAGCAGAAGGAUGUCCCGGCGGCCCCGAGCCUACUGGGCGACGACGAGGACUUUGUCGCCGAUGAGGCGUCAGGAGAUCUGCCCAGCGGCGAGGAUGAUGGGAGCGCACCGUGGCCCCCAGUCUCUGAGACCACAAACGGCUGGCAGGGGGGGUCUUCCUAUGUGGUGAACAUAAAGAACUCAGUCCAGCCCACCACCAGUCGAUCCACAGUUUAUUACAGAGCUCUGGUCAACUUCACCGACUCCAUCGUCUACAGCUCGGAGCUGGAGGACAUCUUCUCGGCGGCCUUCAACGAGAUCUCCCAGGCCGUGGUUGACACGCUGGAGUCGGAGUACAACAGGAUUCCAGGUGUCCAGACGGUCAACGUGGUGCUCGUUAAGAAGCUGCUUAGAGCGAAUGGCGCUGACGUGUUUGUGGAACUGGACGUCGGCUCGGACUACAACAGCAACAGCCAACAGAUCCGAAGUGUGCUCUACAGUGUCGUGCAGAGUGGAGAAAUCGCCUCCUACGUCACAUCAGUGGAGGGCUUUACCUUCAGGCAGCUUGGAGAAGUCCCCCCCGCCAUCGUGCCCUGCAUGCCGGAUGAGCACAGGUGUGGCGACGGGACUUGCAUCCUGUUGGAAUACCUGUGUGACAACCGAGCGGACUGUCGCGAUAUGAGCGACGAGAACGAUUGCGAUAUGAUCGGGCCCGUUUUCCCGACCGCGCCCACCCGCGCCACCACCAGCACCGCCGCCAAACCUCCGCAGCCUCCCGUCGUCCCAGGACUGUGCAGGGCGGACCAGGCGAAGUGUCAAAGUGGGGAAUGCAUCCCCAGGGACUACAUCUGUGACGGAGAGAGAGACUGCUCGGACGGAAGCGACGAGUCGCGAUGCGGAACUCCGUCGCCAUGUGAGCCCAACGAGUUCAAGUGUAGGAACGGUCGCUGCGCCCUCAAGCUCUGGCGUUGUGACGGCGACAACGACUGUGAGGACAACUCUGACGAGCUCGACUGCCCCACCAAGGGUCCUGACGACAGAUGUGCUCCAGAGCAGUUUGAGUGCCUGAGCGACCGCACUUGCAUCCCGGCCAGUUACCAAUGUGACGAAGAGCCCGACUGCCCCGACCGCUCCGAUGAGUACGGCUGCACCCCACCCUCGGUGACAAGCCCGCCAGAAGAAUCUGUUCAAGCUGCCCGGGGGGCGACUGUCACUUUCACCUGUCAGGCUGUCGGCGUGCCGACACCCAUCAUCACCUGGAGACUCAACUGGGGGCACAUCCCAAUCAGCGGCAGAAUCUCUAUGACCAACGAGAACGGUCGCGGCACCCUCACCAUACGCGACGUGAAGGAGGCGGACCAGGGGGCCUACACCUGCGAGGCCAUCAACGCCAAAGGAUUAGUGUUCGGCAUUCCCGACGGAGUCCUGACCCUCACCUCCAAUCCCGACUCAGACUGCCCAGGUGGUCACUUCAGUGUGGAGGGCCGUUGCGUUUCCUGUUUCUGCGCCGGAAUCACCAAGAACUGCAAGAGCACCGGGCGCUACCGCAACCAGAUCAGUCUGCGCUUCACCCAAGAGGACGACUUCAAAGGAGUGAACGUCAGCUACCCGUCCAGGCCGGGCACGCCUCCUCUGUCCUCCACCCAGCUGCUCAUCAACCCUGAGAUGGAGGAGUUCCAGCUGGUGGAUUUGUCUCGUCGUUUUCUCAACCUGGAUUCUUUCUGGACCUUGCCUCGCCAGUUUCUUGGCAACAAGAUCGACUCCUACGGAGGAUCCUUGAAGUACAAGGUGCGCUACAUUUUGGCCCGCGGCCUGUCUGAGCCCGUGGACAAGCCGGACGUCAUCCUGGUGGGAAACGGGCGCAGGCUGAUAUACCGCCGGGGCCGCCCCAGUCCUGCGGGCGUGGUCAACCAGAGAGAGAUCCAGUUCACGGAAGAUCACUGGCAGCACUCCAGCGGCCAGCAGGUGAGCCGCGAGGACCUGAUGCUGACCCUGGCCGACCUGGACAGCAUCAGCAUCCGCACCAUCUACGACAACCACAUGGUCAGCGUGGCGCUCAGCGACGUCGUCAUGGAUACCACCACCGUGGAGUUCAGCACUCGAGGCCACGCCAAGGAUGUCGAGGAGUGCAGAUGUCCUCCUGGAUAUACGGGCCUGUCCUGUCAGAUGUGCUCCUCUUCCUUCGAGCGUGUCCCCGGGGGCUCCUACCUGGGCACCUGUGCCGGCUGCAACUGUAACGGACACGCCAGCGCCUGCGAUCCAAUCAGCGGACACUGUCUGAGCUGCCAGCACAACACAGAAGGGCCUCAGUGCCAAAAGUGUCGGCCGGGGUACUUCGGAGACCCGAGCCGAGGCCGGUCCGACGACUGCAAGCCCUGCCCUUGUCCGUACUACGAAACCUCCCGCCGGUUCUCCGACACCUGCUUCCUGGACUCGGACCAGCAGCCGACAUGCGACGCCUGCAGGCCCGGCUACACGGGAAGACGCUGUGAAAAAUGUGCUCCUGGUUACCAAGGCAACCCCCUCCUGCUAAAUGGAAAAUGUGCUCCUCUGCAAACCAAGUGCGAUAACAGAGGAAGCAUCAGCUCCAGCAGCAGACCCUGCAGCUGCAAGAACAACGUGGCGGGCGCGCAGUGUGACGAGUGCAAGCCCGGCUUCUUCCAUCUCUCGGGGAUCAACCCCGAGGGCUGUCUGCCUUGUUUCUGCAUGGGCGUCACCAAGCAGUGCGCCAGCUCCACUUGGAGUCGGGAUCAGGUGCGAGGAGGAGUGAAUGGGCAGCUUUUUGGCCUCACCAACGGCGGCAACAGCAGGACUAUCACUGAGGGGAUCUCUCAGAGGGGCCCCUCUGAGGUGGUCUACCGCUACUUCUCCACUAUCCCCAAGGACAUCUACUACUGGGUCCUGCCGGAGAGCUUCAGAGGAGAUAAGGUGACGGCCUACGGCGGCGAGCUGCGCUACACGGUGCGUUUUGAGCAGUUUCAGCGCUCGCUGGUGAUUGACGGCCAGCCAGACGUGGUCCUCCAGGGCAACGGCAUCUCCUUGGAGCACUACGCCCAGACCAAGGCCCUCCCGCGCGCCUCGCAAACCAUCACCGUGACAUUCAGAGAGUCGGAAUGGCGUCGCACCGACGGGCAAUCGUGCACGAGGGAACACCUCCUGAUGGCUCUGGCCGACGUCAGCGCCUUGCUCAUUCGGGCCUCGUAUGCGGACAACAUGGCAGAGAGCAGUAUAUCCGAUAUCAAGAUGGACGUCGCUGUUCCGGACUCAACUGGGAGUGAACACGCCCUGGAGGUGGAAGAGUGUGCAUGUCCUCAGGGAUAUCGAGGCCCCUCCUGCCAGGACUGUGAAGAAGGUUACACCCGAACAACCUCCGGCCUUUACCUGGGCACUUGUGAGAGGUGUGAGUGCAAUGGCCACGCCAGCAGCUGUGACCCUGAGAGCGGCAGGUGUCUGCAAUGUCUCCACAACACUGGCGGCGCCAGGUGUGAGCGGUGCCAGACUGGUUACUAUGGAAACCCGACAACAGGCGGCGCUCAGGCGUGCCAGCCGUGCCCGUGUCCGGGGACCGCGUCCAGCAACCAAUUCUCCCCGACCUGUCGUCUGGAAUCCGAUGGUCAGCCAACCUGUGACAGCUGUCCUUCUGGAUACACCGGCAGACGCUGCGAGAGGUGUGCGCCAGGAUACAACGGCAACCCGUUACAUGGACAGAAGUGUACCGCUGGCAACGAAGUCAACGGUAACUGCUACAACUGUGACCCGAGAGGAAGUGAAGGCUGCAAUGGCGGAGCUUGUCGCUGCAAAAUGAAUGCUGAAAGUCCAUCCUGCGCCACAUGCAAGCCCGGAACCUUCCAUCUGAGCCAGCAAAACAAAGAUGGCUGCCUGUCCUGUUUCUGUAUGGGCGUCACACAGCAGUGCUCCAGCUCCAACUACUACAGAGACCUGGUAUCUACAGCGUUUUAUCCAGGGAAUUUCCAGGGAUUUGCACUGGUGAACCGCCAACGCACCAACCGCAUCUCCACCGGUUUCACAGUGGAGGUUUCCACUGACGGCACUCAGCUGUCCUACAGCAACUUUGACUACCUUGGACAAGAGCCCCACUACUGGCAGCUUCCAGAGGUCUUCCAGGGAGACAAGAGAGAUCCGUCCUUGACUCGUAUCAAGCGAGCUGAGCAGGGUGAGGAUGUCAGACAUCUGGACGAUGAGGUCUGGGCACUUCUCUCCAACCUCUCCUUUCAAAGACCUCCCGUCUCUUCUUCCUCGUCUUCCCGUUUUCCCACCUCUUCCGCUCUACGGUCUUUGCGCAAUCCGAGCCUACCUCCUCGUCCGUUGGGCGUUGCCUCGUCCGUUCGGCCAACCAGAGCCCAACCGCAGUACCCGCUUCAUCUGCAGAGCAAGAAUACUUUGAGCACGACGGACGCCCGGGGCUCUGGAGCCAGCAGCAAGUACUCUCUGGUCUACAAAGGUUUCAGCUUGCACCAGGACCAUCUGCUCUACUGGCAGCUCCCCGCACACUUCACAGGGGACAAGGUGGGCUCAUACGGCGGCAAACUGAAAUACACCGUCUCCUACGUGGCCGCUGCCAGAGGAACCCUCCUCGAAGAUGCCGACGUGCAGAUUAUCGGAAAUGACAUCACUCUGGUAGCGGCACAGUCCUGGCAGAGGAGGCAGCUCGGCGGCAGAGAGACCCGGCAGUUUGAGAUCGUCUUCUCGGAGGAACACUGGCGUCGCCCUGACGGCAUGCCCGCCACAAGGGAGCAUCUGCUGAUGGUCCUGGCCGACCUUGACGACGUCCUGAUCCGAGCGUCCUACUUCAGUGAGAUGCGCUCGUCCAGCAUCUCCGACGUCAGCAUGGAGGUGUCCGUGCCCAACUACAGCGGACUGGCGCAGGCUCUGGAGGUGGAGCAGUGCCGCUGCCCACCCGGAUACAUGGGACUUUCCUGCCAGGACUGCGCGCCCGGCUACACUCGCACAGGCGGAGGCUUGUACUUGGGCCACUGUGAGCUCUGCGAAUGCAACGGCCACUCGGACUCCUGCCACCCCGAGACCGGCGUCUGCACAAGCUGCCUGCACAACUCGCAGGGGGAGCUCUGCGAGCAGUGUGCCCCCGGCUUCUUUGGGGACCCCACUGUUGGCACGCCAGAGGACUGCCAGCCCUGCGCCUGCCCUCACACUGACCCGGACAACCAGUUCUCUCCUACCUGCGAGAGCCUGGGCCAUGCCGGCUACCAGUGUACCGCUUGCCAGCCUGGGUACACGGGCCAGUACUGUGAGCGUUGUGCUCCUGGGUACGUUGGCAACCCACAGGAGAGGCAGAAGUGUCGUCCGUACGAUGCGGCAGCGGCCCUCGUAGUGAGGGUCUACCCGGAGAGGGUUCUGACAACUCAGGGCGGCUCGGUGGUCCUGCGCUGCCAGGUGUCCGGCUCGCCGCCGCACUACUUCUACUGGUCCAGGGAGGACGGGCGGCCCAUCUCCAGCAGCGCUGACCGACGCAGACAAGGAGCAGAACUUUACUUCCACAAUGUCCAGCCAAGCGACGCCGGCGUUUACGUGUGUACCUGCCGAGACCAGCGCAGCAGCAACAGGAGCCGUGCAGAAAUCGUUGUCACGAGUGUUCCCAGCAAAGCCAUCGAGGUGACCGUGGAGGAGCCCAAAGCCCAAACAAUCCGAGUGGGAGCGACCGUCAACUUCAUCUGCACGGCAAAGAGCAAGUCGCCGGCCUACACGCUGGUGUGGACCCGGCAGGGGAACGGUAAGCUGCCCAACCGCGCCAUGGACUUCAACGGCAUCCUGACCAUCCAGAACGUACAGCCGGAGGACGCGGGCGUCUAUGUCUGCACGGGAUCCAACAUGUUCGCCAUGGACGAGGGCAGUGCCGUCCUCUACGUGCCAGAGGCCUCACAGACUCAGACCUUUUACACGGCCUAUGAAAUGUUUGAAGGACACAGAAAGCCUGCUGAGGGCGCCCAGCCGGUGGCCACCAUCAGGCCUUCAUCACUGACUGUCCAGCAGGGCCAGAGGGCGGAGUUUCGCUGCACGGUGACCGGGAAUCCCACUCCUGCCGUCGAAUGGAUCGGAGGACCCAGGAACAGAAUGAGUCCAAGAGCAGUGAUACGAGGCAACCUGUUGACCUUCACAGCAGUGGACCAGGCGGACGAGGGCGAGUACGCCUGCAAAGCCCUGAAUACCCACGGCGAGCACACCGCACGGGUCUCCCUCUUUGUCAAAAAGUCCAACUCCAACGGCGUGGGCACGCAGCCUCAAGUCCAGGUCAGUCCGCAGAACAUUGACGCUCACGAGGGCGACACCUUGAGGUUGUAUUGCCGGGCCACGGGAUCGCCCGCGGCCAAACUCACCUGGCUGAAGAACGGAGGCCAAAUCCCAUCCCAGGCCGUCCCCUCUCAUGGUUUCCAUCAGUUUAAAAGCAACAGUGUUGAUGUGUUCCACAGACGUGUUGAGGAGAUGCAGGCCAGCCUGGAUCGCACCGAUAUCGGUACCCUGCUCAUACCCAACGUGAAGGUAUCGGACUCAGGCACGUACAUGUGUGUCGGCAGCAACAGCGUGGGCUCCAACAGCGCCCCCAUCAGAGUCGUGGUGACCAGAGCCGAUCAAAGCUCCUCGCCGGUCACAAUCGUGCCGUCGGCGGCGGACGUCCACGAAGGCGGAGACUUGCUCCUUAACUGCGUGGCGUCUGGAAGUCCUCCUCCUCAAAUCACCUGGACCAGAGCCGGUGGAAGCCUCUCUUCCAACCACCAGGUUGCUGGCAGUCAGCUUCGUAUCCUGUCAGCUACGCCAGAGGACUCAGGAGAGUACGUCUGUCAAGUUCAAGUUCCUGGAUCUCAAAUCCAACGAGCCACCGUCUCCGUUUCUGUUACGUCUUCCGCCUCACGUCUUCAGAGUCCAAUCAUCGCCAUUGAGCCUCACAGCGCGGCGGUGCGUGUGGGCGAGUCGGCCAGCUUCCGGUGUAAAGUGUACAGCGGGGCUCAGCCCGUCAGACUGGAGUGGAAACUAGCCAGCAACCAACCGCUGCCAGACAAUGUCCAAGUUGGUGCUGAUGGUUCAGUGAUGACCAUUUCCAACGCAAACGCAGUGAAUCACGGAGCUUACCGCUGUGUGGCCAGCAACUUGUUUGGCAUCACCCACACCAUCGUGUCCUUGAUCGUGAAAGAAUCUCCCGUGGCCAUCGUCACCCCCGUUGGACCACUGCGCAUCAGAGCAGGUGAACCCAUCAACCUGGAGUGCCAGGCUUCAGGGGAGCCUCGGCCUUCGGUCUCCUGGCACAGGUUGGACAGCAACCGCAAGGUGAUGCUGAGCAGCCACGUUCCCAUGGAGUCCAACGCAGUCAUGCAGAUACUGGCGGCCCGGGUAGAAGACAGCGGCACGUACGUGUGCACGGCACGCAACAACGAAGGUGGCACGGAGACCAGGGUGGAGGUCAUUGUGGAGGGAAGCUCCCAAGUGCCCACCGCGCCGAGAGCUUUUGUUCCUGAGCCGCUGAUGGUUGUGGUGGAAGGACACACGGCGACCCUACGCUGUGACGCCCACGGUUUCCCCUCUCCAACCGUCACGUGGUCCAAGUUGCGGUCACCUCUGCCUUGGCGACAUAAGGUGGUGGGCGGGCAACUGGUGCUGCCCAACGUGGGUCGCCAGGACUCUGGGGAAUAUAUUUGCACUGCCACCAACGACGCGGGCACGACGGAAGUCACCGUUACGCUCGAUGUGGAAACCACUCCAUAUGCCACCUCGGUGCCCGACGAUGUGGCAGUGCGUGUGGGGGAGGUGAUCAGGUUGCAGUGCCUGGCGCACGGAACUCCUCCUUUGAGCUACACCUGGACCAAGGUGGACGGAGCGCUGCCUUCCAGGGCUCAGGUCAGUGACGGCGACCUCCAGAUCAAUCUGGCGACCCCCGAAGACGCCGGCAACUACAAGUGUGUGGCCAGCAACCGGGUGGGCCACAGUGAAGUGGUGGCUCGAGUUGCGGUCAGAUCGCCACUGGCGGUGCGGGUGUGGCCACAAGUGGAGGUGAAGGCUCAGGGCAGCGCGGUGGAGUUCACGUGUUCUGCAGCCGGAGGAGUGGAGACCAAAGUUGAGUGGCUGAAGGAGGGCGGCGCCCUGCCCCCGAACCACCACGUCAAGGACGGCGUGCUCAGGAUUGAGAACCUCGAGCAGAGCAACGAAGGCGUUUACAUCUGCCGGGCCAGCAGCGUGUACGGCCAGGCUCAGGACGCGGCCCGCCUGACCAUUCAAGCCCUGCCCAAGGUGAUGAUCAACGUGCGCACCUCGGUGCAGACCGUGAUGAUCGGCAACUCCGUGGAGUUUGAAUGCCAGGCGGUCGGCGACCCCGAGCCCAGCGUGCAGUGGAGCAAAGUGGGCGGGCCUCUGCCCGCGCACAUCGUGGUGAUGGGCGGCAUGCUGAAGAUCCGCCGCGUGACGGAGGCCGACGCGGGCCAGUACCGCUGCACGGCCACCAAUGACGUGGGCUCGGUGCAGUCCCAGGUGGUGCUCAAUGUCCAGUCUCUUCCUCAAAUUUCUACCAUGCCUGAAAGGAAGGAAGUGACGGUCGGCUCGGAUGCCGUCUUGCCGUGUGUGGCGUCCGGAUAUCCUGUACCUGAGAUCAAAUGGUCCAAGGUCGAAGGUGAGCUUCCUGCCAAGUGCUUCCAGGACGCCAACGUGCUGACGGUUCCUCGGGUGGCGCACGGCGACUCGGGGACGUACGUGUGCACGGCCUCCAACAAGCAGGGCAAAGUGGAAGCCUUCACCAGGCUGGACGUCCACGAGAGAGUGAUGCCCUACUUUGCCCAGGAGCCGCUGUCCUAUCUCACGCUGCCCACCAUUAAAAACGCCUACAAGGCCUUCAGCAUCAGAAUCAACUUCAGGCCCGACAAUGUUGACGGUCUCAUACUGUACGCUGGUAUGAUUCUUUACAACGGCCAGAGGAGAACCACAGGCGCUGACUUCAUCUCCCUCGGCCUGGUGGGCGGUCGUGUCGAGUUCAGGUUUGACGUGGGUUCUGGCAUGGCCACCAUUCGUGACCCCAACCCCGUCCAGCUGGGAGAGUUCCACACGGUGCAGCUGUAUCGUAACCACACCCUGGGCUACAUCAUCGUAGACGGCGGCGAGCCCAUCAACGGCAGCUCCCAGGGCAAGUUCAAGGGCCUGGAUCUGAACGAGGAGCUGCAUGUGGGCGGGUACCCCAACUAUACGGCCCUGGCGAAAACUGCUGGCAUCAAGACUGGAUUCGUUGGGUGCAUUCGCCAGCUGGUCAUCCAAGGGGAGGAGGUCAUCUUCAAGGAUCUGCAUCGCAGCUCCACCGGCGUUACAAACUGUCCCACUUGCAGGGAUCACCCGUGUCAGAAUGGAGGAAGGUGCGAGGACUCAGACAGCAGCCUGUAUAAAUGUGGCUGCGCUCGAGGGUUUACCGGCAGCAACUGUCAGCAUCAUUCGUCGCUCCACUGCCACUCAGAGGCGUGUGGUCCAGACGCCACCUGCAUCAACCGCCAGAGCGGUUUGGGUUACGACUGCCGCUGCCACCUUGGCAAGUUCGGAAACAAGUGCAUGGAUGGCGAGUUGGUCAGCACGCCGCUGUUUGACGGACACGAGUCGUACGUGUCCUAUCCUCCGCUGACCAACAUCCACGAUGACCUGCGGGUGGAAAUGGAGUUCAAAGCGCUGAAGGGAGACGGCCUGAUGUUCUUCUGCGGGGGGAAGAAGAUGAGGGUGGAGGACUUUGUGUCCAUCUCCAUGGUGGACGGCCAUGUGGAGUUCAAGUAUGAACUGGGCACAGGUCAGGCAGUCCUUCGCAGUCCAGACGCAGUUUCUCUGGGCCAGUGGCACCGCCUUGUUGCCGAGCGGAACAAGCGGGACGGUCACCUCAGGCUGGACCACGGCCCCGUAGAGAGGAGGACUUCCCCGGGCAAAGCCCAGGGCCUCAACAUCCACACCUCCAUGUUCCUGGGAGGCGUGCCCAGCGUGGACCUCCUGCCCAAGCCGGCCAACAUCAGCGGCAUGUUUGAGGGCUGCGUGGGCGAGGUUCUGAUCAACAACAAGACGCUGGAUCUGUCCUACAGCUUCACAGAGAGCCGGGGCGUGCGCAGGUGCGUGGACAGCAGCCCGUGUGACCGCAGACCGUGCCUGAACGGAGGACACUGCAUGCCCAACGCCGAGUACGAGUACCAGUGCCUCUGCCAGGAUGGCUUUGAAGGCGAGCGCUGCGAGGUCGCGAAGGACGUCUGCCGCGACGACCGCCAGUGCCAAAAUGCCGGCGCCUGUGUGGACGGCCGUUGUUUGUGUCCGUCGGGCUUCACGGGCCUCAACUGUGAACAAAGCCGUGCCGUCAGCUUCCCGGAGGCGGCGUGGAGUUCCGAGGCUAGCGUGGCUAAUGACUCACCUUAUCAGCUCGCAGCUUCUUUUGACAACGAUGGCUACGUCGCCCUGCCCAGGUCAAGCUUCUCGAGAAGCGCACACGACUCACCAGAGACCAUUGAACUGGAGAUCAACACCCUCUCCUCCGACGGUCUGAUUCUGUGGCAGGGAGUCGAGACCAAUGGCACAGUCACUAAGCGAAAAGUGCAUGCUAGCAGAAAGGAACGUGGCGAAGGCGGCAAAGGCAAAGACUUCAUCAGCCUGGGUCUUCGCAAUGGUCACCUGCUCUUCAGUUACCAGUUGGGCAGUGGCGAGGCGGCCAUCAUGUCGAGGAAGACCAUCAACGACGGGAAAUGGCAUAAAGUUACAGCAGUCAGGGCGGGAAAAGAUGGCUACCUUCAGGUGGACGAAGACGCUGCUCUUCACGGCCAGUCUAAGGGCAGAAGCAUCAUGGUCAACACCAAAGGACACAUCUACCUGGGCGGCGCUCCGGACAUGGCCGCCAUGACCGGGGGGAAGUUCACCUCGGGAAUAUCAGGAUGUGUGAGGAACGUCUCCCUGAUGGACGCCAGGCCAGGAGAGCGGCCCGCCAGGACCAUCGACCUGCAGGCCCACGCCGCUCACAGCCUCAACGUGCGGCCGUGCACGUCCUAGACUGAAAGGAACUCUCACACACACACACACACACACACACACACACACACACACACACACACACACACACACACACACACACACACACACACACAUAAAUGUCUUGCCUACUUUGUGUGGACCAACGGUUGGUCAGUAGGUUGUGAGGGCCCCCCUUUCCACUAUAGCUAGAAUGAUGCAAUAUAUAUAUCUAGCACUAGAUGGGAGUAGAGAGUUGCAACAUUACUUCAGAAGGAAAACACACAAAGUCAAAAAAAUAAGUUUACUUCUGUAGUUGUGAGGACCAGGCAACAGAAAGGGUGGUAUGUCCACACAAAGAUGGUGAGACAAGUACACACACACACACACACACACACACACACACACACACACACACACACACACACACACACACACACACACACACACACACACACACACACACACACACACA